GACCAUGUUGGAAGAUUUGGGAAUGGAUGAUGAAGGAGAUGAUGACCCAGUUCCUCUACCAUAUGUUAACGCAGCAAUAUUAAAAAAGGUCAUUCAGUGGUGCACCCACCACAAGGAUGAUCUCCCUCCUCCCAAGGAUGAUGAAAACAAAGAAAAGCGGACAGAUGAUACCCCUGUUUGGGACCAAGAAUUCCUGAAAGUUGACCAAGGAACACUUUUUGAACUUAUUCUGGCUGCGAACUACUUAGACAUCAAAGGUUUGCUUGAUGUUACAUGCAAGACUGUUGCCAAUAUGAUCAAGGGGAAAACUCCUGAGGAGACCCACAAGACCUUCAAUAUAAAAAAUGACUUUACUGAAGAAGAGGAAGCCUAGGUACGCAAAGAGAACCAGUGGUGUGAAGUGAAGUGAAAUGUUAUGCCUGACACUGUAACACUGUAAGGAUUGUUCCAAAUACUGGUUGCACGGCUCUGUUUAUAAUUGUUAAUAUUAGACAAACAGUAGACAAAUGGCAGCAGCAAAUCAGUUGUUUAAGCAGAAUAUUGUCCUCCUUGCAUGUGUAGUUUGAGUACAGAUUCCAAAUGUAUGGCUAUGUUUCUUCUAGUAUGAUCAAAAGUUUCUUUUUUCUUUGCUCUAAAUAAACCUGAACUGUGGGUUCUCUGUAGAAGGUGGCAUUUUGGGCUUUCUGAAACUCUCUUUGUAAAGCGAUUUCUGCCUAGUUUAUUGUCUAGUUAACUUUAGUUUAAUGACCUUUUAAAAGUUGGCAUUGUAAAUAAAACAAGUUGAAAAAAGUUUUCUGAAAUAGAAUUAACAACA
Neomonachus schauinslandi (Hawaiian monk seal) is the source of this 814-nucleotide messenger RNA. RefSeq names its product S-phase kinase-associated protein 1-like. Gene Ontology annotation, biological process: SCF-dependent proteasomal ubiquitin-dependent protein catabolic process. The record is from RefSeq and is a predicted model, not a curated record. Lineage: Eukaryota; Metazoa; Chordata; Mammalia; Carnivora; Phocidae. Bases 5 to 373 code for a protein of 122 amino acids. Gene Ontology annotation, molecular function: cullin family protein binding. The transcript has 2 exons. Gene Ontology annotation, cellular component: nucleus; cytoplasm.